Messenger RNA from Lodderomyces elongisporus, 822 nucleotides. It is a transcript of the gene PRE10, whose product is annotated as proteasome core particle subunit alpha 7. Gene Ontology annotation, cellular component: nucleus; proteasome core complex; proteasome core complex, alpha-subunit complex. The record is from RefSeq and is a predicted model, not a curated record. The transcript has a single exon. Bases 1 to 822 code for a protein of 273 amino acids. Gene Ontology annotation, biological process: ubiquitin-dependent protein catabolic process; proteasomal protein catabolic process. Lineage: Eukaryota; Fungi; Ascomycota; Pichiomycetes; Serinales; Debaryomycetaceae.
AUGACAUCAAUUGGUACUGGCUAUGAUUUAUCCAAUAGUGUCUUCUCACCAGAUGGUAGAAACUUCCAAGUCGAAUACGCCAUGAAAGCAGUAGAGAAUGGAGGCACAUCGAUUGGUAUCAAAUGUAAGGAUGGUAUUGUUCUUGCAGUGGAGAAGAUUAUAAACUCAAAGUUGUUAGUACCAGGUAAAAAUAAGCGAAUCCAAACAGUUGACCGCCAUGUCGGUGUUGUUUAUUCCGGAUUGCUCCCCGAUGGUCGUCAUUUUGUCAAUAGAAGUCGAGAAGAAGCACAAUCUUUCAAGUCUAUAUUCAAGAUCCCUAUCCCUGUUCCCAACCUAAUGGACAGAAUGGGUAUAUAUGUGCAGAAUUAUACCUGCUACAACUCCGUGAGACCGUUUGGUGUUGUGUCAAUAGUUGGAGGUGUUGACGAUGAUGGUCCUCAUUUAUACAUGAUUGAGCCUAGUGGUUCAUGUUGGGGUUAUAGUGGAGCAGCAACAGGUAAAGGACGCCAAAUUGCCAAGUCUGAGUUGGAAAAAUUAAACUUUGAGGAGAUUACAUGUCAGGAGGCCAUUAAAGUCGCAGCAAAGAUUAUACACUUGGCACACGAGGACAACAAGGAUAAAGAUUACGAAUUAGAGAUUUCUUGGGUGAGCAAAGAACAUACAGGUGGAAAGCAUCAAUUUAUCCCGGAUGACUUGCUCGUGGAAGUCAGAAAGCAAGCAGAAGAGGAUGAUGAAGAGGAUGAUGAAGAAGAACAACAAGAAGAACAAGAAGGAGAGGUCCAUGCUGGUACUGGCGAUAAUGAUGAAGAAAUGGCUAGUUGA